Messenger RNA from Peronospora matthiolae, 3660 nucleotides. The record is from the annotation of a GenBank genome assembly. NCBI's taxonomy places the organism in Eukaryota, Oomycota, Peronosporomycetes, Peronosporales, Peronosporaceae.
AUGGCACAGAGAGGUGAAAACCGUCGCGGCAGUCGCGCAACCUCUUCGUCCAGUCGCUCGUUUCCAAGUCGCGGGCGCGGCGGGCGACAUCGAGCGCCCAAAGGACCCACGGACGAAGAUGCUACACGCGGCAUCCAGCAGAGCGCAUUGCGCGUGGCGCUUGAACUUUGUCCAGUAGCGCUCGAAGCAAAGCCUUUGCAGGACAUUUGCUUGGACUUUGAACGGACCUUUGAAACACAACGGAGUUCGGCAGUGACAGCGCGUCAUGACGUGCGUGUGGAGCUGCUAGAGUGCGGUCUGGACAAGUGGCAGCACGUGGUGGAGAUGCAGCGCGUGCUGGCGGCGCUCAAAGGAUUGGAGGAGAAUGGAGAGCAGCUGCAGCUGAAAGCGGAGACGGUACUGAAGCAGGAUGUAAAGACGAAGAAGGCGACGUUGAGUUUGGCCUUUGCUGGAGUGUCUGUGGAUGCGGUGUGGCGCAUUGCAAACAGUUUAAUGCUGAGGCUCAAGAGCUGUGAGGUGCUGUCGAGGGUGCUGCUGCCGACGAAUCGGUUGGUGGUACCGUUAUUAUCGUUGGGUGUAGAGUGCAGCAACGUGGAGGGAAACAGGUAUCAGUGGGAAGGAAGACUGGUGUGGAGUCAGGUGGUGCUUGAUGCUGUUGUGGGUGAACAGCGAGAAGAGAUUCAACGGGUCGUGCUGCCGCCAUUUGAUGCAGCUCCGCAGUCUUUUUCGGUAGCACAGCUACGGUAUCCUGGCCUGGUGGCUCUUGUGGAUGAGAUGGUUCGCAGUAAUUCGGGUAGUGGCAAACCCGUGGUGAUUGUUAUGCGAGGCAUUCCAGGAAGUGGAAAGAGUACACUGGGAAAAGAAAUUGCGGCGUUAUGUAGGUACAAAAAGGUACCAUUCACGAUAUGUUCGGCGGACACGUACUUUACAACGCCGCGAGGGUAUGUGUUUGAUGGAAAGCAGCUGAGCGCCGCGCACGAAAGAUGCAGAUUUGAUUUUAAGAAGGCGGUAACGGGCGCUAUAUCGGAAGGAAACAAGCAAAGCAGUUGUUAUCAACAUAUCGUGCUGGUUGAAAACACCAGCACUCAGAAGUGGGAAUACGCGCCGUACGAAGCGAUCGCUCAUACUUAUGGUUGUCGCGUUUAUAUCGUUGAAAUGAAGUGUCCUGACGUCAUGACUGCAUUCCGGAUGGGGCAACGCAAUCAUCAUGGCGUCCCUCCACGCAAAGUUGUCAGUAUGUUUAUGCGAUGGGAGGAAGAUAGCCGUGCUCACUCUUUCACGCCCCGGUUUGAGCACGCUUUGCUUUCAGGGAACCCGCUAUCGGAUAGUGAUGCCGGGAACUUGAUUUACAUCGGUCUAUUUUUGGAGGAAAAGGCGAAGACCAAACUGGUUGAUCAGAUUCGUCUAGUACACACGAAGAAGUUUGCUGACCACGUGACAUUGUUUUACCAGCCCAAUCUGCAGUAUGUUCGGGAUGUUGAACUUGGUGCGCCAUUUUCGGUUCGUGGAGUCGAAGUCGUUCAAAACGAUCGUGGUCAAACUCUCCGAGUUGAGAUCGAUGAGAAGUUGCAUCUGCAAGUGAGAAACAAGAUACCACAUAUCACGUUGUCGACUGCGUACCGCGUGAGCCCUGUGUAUUCCAAUGAGCUUUUGUCCAACACAUUAGCAAAGCGGACAGCAGUCGAUCCGCCGCUAGAUUUAAGUGCUCGCAUCGGUGCGGUCUUGAACAUUGAAGGGGAGCAAGUGAUAACGACGAGGUCACCAUUUGAUGCUGAUGCUGUGGACUAUGGCGUGGAUCAUUUACGUUGCGCCACUGGCAACGAUGUGUCGCCGCAGACAAACACGCGUACCAGCUCAAAACUGUUUAUUUUGCACGUGAAAGAGAGCGAUUUCGCCGAUAAAAGUGAAGUAAGGACGAUGGAGCUUCUUGGUAUGGCGAAAGUGCUGUACCAAAUGGGAUCGGGAUGUAAAGCACGUUUGCUUUGUACCCAGCAGGGCCAAACGUCUUCGUUGCCAGUUUCGGUGCUGAUGAAAAGAGUGCAAGCGCGGUUCCAUCUUUCGGCUACACAAUCUUUUGACGAUGUAGUCAGUUUUCAUGAACCCACAGGGUUUGAUGAGACCAUUAGCAAAUUUCUGGAUGCAGCUAGUUUGGGGCCGCACCACCAGGUCGUGAUAUUGACAACCGAUGCAGAAGUUUUGCAAUGGCCUCUUUGCGAGAUUAAGUGCUUUCAGAAUGCUGCUUUGAGCGUAUCUCGAAUUGGACUCAAAAGUGUUGUGGUUCGAAACAUUUUGGCCCUAAGAUCUCCGUGCACAACUAUUUUUGCGGUGCUGGAUUCACUGGGCAUUAACACUGAAGAGCAAACGCAAAGCAUUGUUCUGCGAGGCAUCGGUAUUAUUGAUAACGCCUGGAAGCGAGUGACCAGAGAUAAUGGUGCAUUGUACAGGAUGGAUUCGACAAUAGUGAGCAUGUCCUCACCUGUUGUGGAUUUGUGCUUGGUGCUACCAAGUGAGACUUCUCUUAUCGAAGUAGCCACACUUCAAGAGACAUUGCUGCGUGAACUAAGUGCCGUCCGGAGUGUCCAGCAUGUUGUUUUUGACUCGAACGUCCCGGGCCGGUUCUACUUCAGCCUCUGCACUGCAUCGAGCUACACCCCAGCGUUUUGCGUCCAGAUGACGUCCAUGUCGGAAGACUGCAGCAGUGAAUUUGACAAUUAUGCUGCUGUCCAGCUCAACUGCUGGCAGCAAAUACUGCAGUCAAGUCGCAAAUUGUGUGAUGUUGAGCCGUACAGCGUGAUGACUAUACUCGUUCGCGCGAUUCUUGUGAGCCACUGUAGCAGCUUACUUCCAAGCAAGUGUCGGCUAUCUUCGUUGGUCAAUCUCAUUAGUGAACGAUUGGUAUUGCACUAUUUCAAGAGCAUCGAGUCGUGUGGUGAAGUGGAUGCAGUGCCUACUGCAGCGGAUGUAGUGUCGAGUCAAAUCGUCUGUUCGCUCUACCGGAUGCUGAUAUACUUGUCUAAGGUUAGCACGGAAGAGUGGCCUGCUAUCUUUGGCACAUCGCUUCAAACGCUUCAGGGUAACCAGAAAGCUCGAACUGAAUGGAGUCGCACGAUGGAGAAUGUGAUGCGAACCUGCGCCACCGUGAUGGCGGAAAACCCUUGUGUCGCGAAAGUUCUGAGAAAGUCGGCGUCCUUGUAUCUCAAGGACCAUCUUCGAGUUAUUUUUGCUCUUAUCAAGGUGCCGGUCGACAAAGCAGACAAUGCUUCGUAUGUGCGUGCUGUGGUGAUAGUUUCCAGUCACGUCAUGUGGAGCCAAGUGCACUCGUUUGCACUGUGCGACAAGUUACGUUCCGCUGCUGCAUUGCUGGUAUCUCAAGACGACGACAAUGACAAGGACGACACUAGUACGGGAGAUGAAAACGAGGGCAGUCGUGUCUUUUUCUCUUGUGUGCCGAGUGUGGUUGCUCGCCGCAUCGAUGUAACGACGUCAUCGCUCCAGGUGCUGCGCGAUGUCAUGACGAAGAUGGAUGCAGUUGAACCUGCUGAAAAUGACGGCACGAGGCGUCAAGCUGAAAUUGAAGGUUGGCUUGGUUUCGACUUGUGUCAGUCCCAAGUUGACAUGCAAUGGCACGCGGAGGAAUACGACAGCAGUACCAGUUGCUAA